AAAAGAAAUAAUUUCGGCAUUUUUUUAUUAAAUUUUUCAUUAUAAAAACCAUUGGAGAAGAUCCAUAUAUUUCAUAGACCAACGGCAAUCCUACGUACCUCUUCCUUUAUUUCCUUGGUUUUACUUCUUUCUCUGUUAUUAUCUUUCUUUUUCCUUCUUUUUAGCGUCUGAGUUCCUCUGAUUUUAUUAGUUUCGCGUAAAAAAAUUGGAUUAACACUCUGAUUUUCUGGUUGAUUUUCGGCUUGUUUCCAGCUUUGGGUUUUCAUUAGUUCCUCCUUUUAUUUUGAAUUAAGUUUGUUUUCUUUGUUUUAUUCUCUGGUUCUGUCAAUGGGCGUGGGUGAGUGUCAUUUCUGUAUUGAGCUCGAGAAUGGAACGGAAAUGGGUGGAAAUGACUUUGGUUUGGAGAAGGAGACACAAACUAUAGCCAUUGAAGACGCUGUUAAAGUUCUGUUGCAGGGCUUGGGUGAAGAUAUCAACCGAGAAGGCAUUAAGAAAACUCCUCUUCGUGUCGCCAAGGCACUUCGAGAAGGGACAAUAGGUUACAAACAAAAAGUGAAGGAUAUCGUUCAGGGAGCUUUAUUCCCUGAAGUGGGUUUGCAUGAUGGAGUUGGUCAUGCCGGGGGAGCAGGUGGGCUUGUGAUUGUUCGAGAUCUCGAUUUCUUCUCGUAUUGUGAGUCGUGCUUGCUCCCGUUUCAAGUCAAAUGUCAUGUAGGUUACGUGCCAUCGGGUGAGCGUGUCGUCGGGUUAAGCAAACUGUCUAGGGUAGCCGGUGUAUUUGCAAAACGACUGCAAGAUCCACAGCGUCUAGCAGAUGAAAUAUGUUCAGCUCUGCACCUUGGAAUCAAUCCAGCAGGGGUUGCUGUAAUACUCCAGUGUUUGCACAUUCAUUUCCCAAAUCUGGACUCAGUCUGCCAUGACUCAAAGCAUCAAGGAUGGAUAAAAGUUCAUGUCUCUUCAGGUUCAGGGGUUUUCGAAAACGAAAACUCCCAUGCUUGGGGUGACUUUAUGGGACUCUUGAAAUUCAGAGGUGUAGCUGUGGAGAAAUUUCCAACAAGGGACUCUAUGACAAAAAGUUGGUGCCCUUCCUAUGGUUCUUCUGAGAUUGUAGCAGCCAACCCCGGAAUGGUUGCUGCAGUAGCUUCAAUACUCAGAUCUUUAGGUGAGGAUCCAUCAAGGAAGGAGCUUGUUGAAACUCCAUGCCAUUUCGUGAACUGGUUGAUGAACUUUCAGAACACGAAGUUGGAGAUGGCGUUGAAUGGCUUCACUUGUGGCGAAUGCUCCCACAAUCAUCAACAGAUGCAUUCAGAGUUGAACUUAUCAUUUUGGUCUCAAUGUGAGCAUCACUUGCUUCCUUUCCAUGGUGUGGUCCAUGUAGGAUACCUGUGUCCUGAAGGAUCUAAACCCAUUGAAAAGUCAGUUGUGCAGUCAAUAGUACAUUAUUAUGGAUUCAAGCUACAGGUGCAAGAAAGACUGAGUAGGCAAAUAGCAGAGACGGUUUCAUCAAUCACAGGUGGUGAUGCCAUGGUAGUUGUGGAGGCUUACCACACUUGCAUGAUUUCUAGAGGGAUCGAGAAGUUUGGAAGUAACACGGCCACUGUUGCUGUGACGGGUCGAUUUUCAACCGACCCAGCUGCUAGGGCUAUGUUUCUGGACAUCAUUCCAAACAUUGCAACAUCUGGAAUUGCAGUUAAAACCUGAAGUUCUUUGCCAGGGCUAAUACAUCAUGUCAGUCUGCCUCAUUUUCAUGCUUUUUUCAGUGUGUAGAAACGUGGUCUUAUUUGUAUUGUGUAUAAUUUCUUCCUGAAUUGCUAAAUUGUACCAGCCUGCGUAUGUCCCACUUGAUUGUUUGUCUCAGAAGAUCGACAUCGAGGUCUUCUUAUGUUGUUCUUAGUAAAAUAAAUAAACCCCCCCUAGAAAA
This is a messenger RNA of Hibiscus syriacus, 1918 nucleotides long. Its product is annotated as GTP cyclohydrolase 1-like. The transcript is spliced from 2 exons. Gene Ontology annotation, molecular function: zinc ion binding; GTP cyclohydrolase I activity; GTP binding. Gene Ontology annotation, cellular component: cytoplasm. Lineage: Eukaryota; Viridiplantae; Streptophyta; Magnoliopsida; Malvales; Malvaceae. The coding region runs from base 328 to 1698 and encodes 456 amino acids. The record is from RefSeq and is a predicted model, not a curated record. Gene Ontology annotation, biological process: tetrahydrobiopterin biosynthetic process; tetrahydrofolate biosynthetic process.